Zootoca vivipara (common lizard) is the source of this 2135-nucleotide messenger RNA. The record is from RefSeq and is a predicted model, not a curated record. Lineage: Eukaryota; Metazoa; Chordata; Lepidosauria; Squamata; Lacertidae.
CAGUAGACAGAAGGCAAGAAAGAUGCCUUGGGUGUUCCUGUGGCAAACCAGUUCAAGCGAAAUGAAAGAAAAAAGCCAGGGGGUUGGAGAAGGCGGCAAGGAUCACAAAAAAAAGAGCAAGGCUUUGUAAGUACAACCGCACUUCUGAAAUGCUUUUUUAAGACUGAACAUUUAACUAUGGAGAAGGUUCAAUUGGAAUUAGCAUUAGUUACUUAAAAGUACUUCCAUUCAGAUGUUUAUUGAGGGAUCUAAUGCUCCUUGUGCAUCCAAGUUGUGGGGUUUUUUACAGCAUCCACAUGAUAUAAUUGUCACCCCAAAACCAGUCUAUAUCCCCCCCCCAAUUUAAUAUAGAUUUUAUCCUUUUGGGGGGAAAUCUGAUGAACUGAAAAACCUGCUGCCAAUUACUGGUUUGCAACAUCUUAGCAUCCCAUUUACAAUAUUCAGCACCUGUCAGGAGGCAUGAACAUGCAUGGGGUUAGGUUGCAAAUUCAGUGGAAAGCUUCAGCACGUGCUUAUUUUAAGCCCAUUGUGCUGAAAUCAAGGGAACCACUUGGAAUCGUGCCUAAAUUCAGGCAAAUUGAUAUGUGAGAAUUUUAGUAGGCUUUCAUGUGCAGCUGUUUAUGAGCAUGGAUGCAUGUAAAUGGAGCACUCUCUCUCAACAUCUCAUCAUACUGAGAGGCAUGAUUGCUCAAGAAAUAAUCCAAGAGAGACAGAGAACACACAUUUCAAUCUACUACCUCUUGCAAUUGAUAUGCAUCAUGGUUUUUUUCUUCCUAUGCACAAUAAAUUACCGGAUAUUUUUAUCAUCACUUUCAGGGGUGUAGAACUGAAGAACUACUUUUUGUCUAUUGUGCCACACAUAGAAUCACCUGACAUCAAAUAUUCCACCUCCAAAGAUGCGAUGCUUCCUGCAGAAGAGGUUACAAAGUGGUCAGAGUCCCUAGAAAAGCUUCUGGCAACCCAGUGUGGUCAAGAUGCUUUUAGAGAAUUUCUAAAAUCUGAGUUCAGCGAUGAAAACAUUGAGUUUUGGCUGGCUUGUGAAGACUACAAGAAAACCCAAGCUGAUUGUUUGCAUGGCAAAGCAGAGAAGAUUUACAAGGAGUUUGUUCAGAACGAUGCUACAAAGCAAGUCAACAUUGACUUUUACACAAGAAAAGACAUCGCCAAGAAGGCUCAAGAUCCAACGCCUUCAAGCUUCGAUGAGGCCCAGAAGCAUGUGUACAUACUGAUGGAGCGAGACUCCUACCCUCGAUUCCUCAAGUCCACAUUCUAUCGCAACCUGCUGGAUAAGGUUGACUGCAACAGUCUCAAGUGAGGCUCCGCCUGACAAGAGUCAAGAAUCUGAAUCUUGACUGAUGUUGACAUCAGUUUUAAGAGUGGCCAGAUGCCAGCGCACAAGAUGGAACAGGGGACCAAAAGGGAUGUUGGAACUGUCACCAACAUAGACUGGUGUGCAUGUGCGAUGAAGGUGCCUGGGUGGUUCUCUCUGAGAUGAAGUGGUUGAAAAGAAGAGAAGCCAUUAUGUCUUGGCACCACUGGACUAAAGACCACUUUCUGUGUUAGAAUUUUCUCCUUCGAGAAUGGCGCUGCAAGUGAGCCUUGGUGCAGAUGUCAUUAUAAGGGAAGGAUGAGUGUUUCCAUUCCUGCUCUUACAUCAAUAGGCCAAGCUCACACAAUUCUCAUUACUACAUUGAUCACUUGCAGCUAGAUGUAUGAACUGACUCCCUUGAAAGGCAUUGCCAGUGCAUUGUGAGUUGAUAGGAAAAGCUUCUCUCUUUCUCUUUCAUAGUCCAUGCACACCCAUGCAAAUAACUCUUUGAUUAUUUAUUCUUGUGUGUGCACAAGACCCAAAGGAGCCAACAGCCCCAGGCAUAGACUUCAUGUGGCAGAAUUGGGUACUAUCCUGGCCAUCUGCACUGAAAACAGGAAUCUGAGAGCAGCCUAAAACAAGCCUGUGUAGUGUAUCUGCACAAGCAUUUCAGUUUGUGAUUUUGAACAAUAUCCCCUCCUCCUCCCCUGUGCUGUUUUGGGAUUCCCCUGACACCCCCAGAGCCAUUUUGGGGGGAGGUAAAGGAGGAGAAAGGGAAAAGCUCCACUGGUCAGGUAGACAGGGGUGUACCCAGGAUCAAAACUGG